AUUAUCUUUGUUCGCCAGAAGAAAACGUCCACAUGAUCGACUUCACCCGGUUUAAAAUCCGUGACAUGGAGACGGGGACAGUCCUGUUUGAGAUCACCAAACCUCCAGCACCAGCAGGAGGUCUAAAACACUGCGACCCCACCGCCGGGCGUUUCGUCCGAUACCAGUUUAGCCCAGCCUUCCUGCAGCUGCGGCAGGUCGGAGCCACAGUGGAGUUCACGGUGGGAGACGCCCCCAUCAACAACUUCCGCAUGAUUGAGAGGCACUACUUCCGCGACCAGCUGCUAAAGAGCUUCGAUUUUGAGUUCGGCUUCUGUAUGCCCAGCAGCAAGAACACGUGCGAGCACAUUUACGAGUUCCCCACGCUGUCCGAGGACAUCAUGCGCGAGAUGAUCCAACAUCCCUACGAGACACAAUCUGACAGCUUCUACUUUGUGGACAACAAGCUGGUGAUGCACAACAAAGCAGAUUAUUCCUACAGUGGGGGGCCGUAGGAAGACCUUGUCUGCGCAGUUGAGGACAUUUUUCACAUGAAGUGAUGAACUAAUCACUGGCAAUAACUCCUGUCCUCUCACUCCUCUCAGAUCCACACAUUUUCAUUCAGGGACUCUGCUGCCUGGCCCAAUCAGAUUCCUCCGUUCGCCUCUUUUUCUUUGCAGGAACAGGAAAUUCUGCCAGUUUCAUCAUCGGUUUGAACACGAGCGAGCGUGUGGGCAGCAAACACAUGCGGCGUCUGUACAUAAUGUCGAGUACCACUUGAUCAUCAGGGGAGAAUUGUUCAUUUUAUUUGUCUUAAAAUGAAGAAAAAACGAGUUGAGAGGUUCAAACGUGCAGUGGAAGAUAAAAUGAGUUCAUUUUUUAAAGCAUUCUGAGUUAACAGAGCACAAAAAGAAAGGAAAUUUGUAUUUGGUCGAUAUUUUCUUUGAUAAGAUGAUGUUUCUUGGCAAUAAAGGCAAAAUAUUGGCAGAUUUUGCGAAGAUAAAUUCUCAGCAAAUGUUAAAGAGCUUUUUCUUCAAUUAACUAUUGUUUGUUCAUUUUUAUCUUAUUUUAUUUUUGGAUUUAAGGAUUAAAGUCAGAAGAMACAAGACAUUUUGGCAAUCAAGAUUUCAUUUAUUGAAUAAACAAGAGCUGUCAUAGCACGUGGAAGAACCAUACACAGCCACAAAAGCCAGGCUCCUCCUGCUCAUUUGAACAUUUAUUAUUAACAAGAAAAUAAAUCAACCAAACACAAAAUUACUUACUUUUUGUGCUAAGUUUAAAUUAUAUUUAUAGUUUAGAUAGGAGCAUUUUUACUCUUAAAUGUAUAGAAAUAUAACACAUCUCUGAAGAAUUUAGCUGAAUGAGUACUCUGUCCUUGUGAAUGUUGUUUGUUUUUAUCUUCGUGUACAUCAGGAGUAUUUUUUAAUGAAUAGCCUUUUCUUGAAGAGUCAGAAAACAUGUUAGAUAAAAGUCAGGAAACAGUUUUGAUAUCAGACACUUUACACUSUGUAAACUUUUAAUUAUGAUAAAUGUUUUAACUGUAAAAUGGUGGGGAAAGAAUGUAAAGUUUUGUCAUAAAUGACAUCAAUGCAAUAAAAAAUAUUUUUUUGCAAACUC
Messenger RNA from Austrofundulus limnaeus, 1596 nucleotides. It is a transcript of the gene unc119a1, whose product is annotated as unc-119 lipid binding chaperone a1. The record is from RefSeq and is a predicted model, not a curated record. Gene Ontology annotation, molecular function: lipid binding. Gene Ontology annotation, biological process: negative regulation of clathrin-dependent endocytosis; visual perception; positive regulation of protein tyrosine kinase activity. NCBI's taxonomy places the organism in Eukaryota, Metazoa, Chordata, Actinopteri, Cyprinodontiformes, Rivulidae. Gene Ontology annotation, cellular component: centrosome; spindle pole; spindle midzone.